Messenger RNA from Penicillium cataractarum, 1431 nucleotides. RefSeq lists its product as uncharacterized. The transcript is spliced from 4 exons. Lineage: Eukaryota; Fungi; Ascomycota; Eurotiomycetes; Eurotiales; Aspergillaceae. Gene Ontology annotation, molecular function: polygalacturonase activity. The coding region runs from base 1 to 1431 and encodes 476 amino acids. Gene Ontology annotation, biological process: carbohydrate metabolic process. The record is from RefSeq and is a predicted model, not a curated record.
AUGCAUGCCAAGACACUUCUACUCGGCCUUGGCUGCGCCUCCGUCGCCUGGGCACAGCUUGCGGAUACCACCGACUACCCAAUUGGACCGUUAACUUCGUCAGAUACUAAAUGGGCCACGAAGGUUUGCGACAUCACCAAGUACGGCGCUGUAGCGGACGGGGCAACAGAUUCCGGGCCCGCUAUCCUGGCUGCCUUUGAUGCAUGUGCUUCGGGCGGAGUUGUGAAUAUUCCGUCAGGAACAUUUGCUCUGGAAACAUGGGUCACACUCAGUGGAGGAAGUGCGUGGGCUAUCAAUCUCGAGGGAACCAUCGUUCGCACUGGAACGGAUGGUGGUAAUAUGAUCUACAUUGAGCAUAGUACCGACUUUGAGCUGUACUCUUCCAAUGGUGAAGGUGCGAUGCAAGGCUAUGGCUAUGUGUUCCAUGCUGAAGGAGAAUAUGGUCCCCGUCUCCUGCGCCUUUACGACGUGACAAACUUUGCUAUUCACGACAUUGCUCUCGUCGACUCCCCGGCUUUCCAUCUGACCCUCGAUACUUGCAACCAGGGCGAGGUAUACAAUAUGAUCAUCCGAGGUGGGAAUGAAGGAGGCCUUGACGGUAUUGACCUUUGGGGCUUUGACCUCUGGGUUCAUGAUGUCGAAGUCACCAACAAAGACGAAUGCGUCACCGUCAAGAGUCCGGCAAACCAUAUCCUUGUCGAGAAUAUCUACUGCAACUGGUCUGGUGGCUGUGCGAUGGGCUCUCUGGGAAUUGACACAGGUGGGUUUCGGUUUUCCAUUAACUUUUUAUUCAGGACAGAGCAGUUGGAGAACCUAUCAAGUAGAGACAAAGAAGCUAACUUUGAGGGUUUAGAUAUAUCGAAGGUUGUUUACAACAACAUCUACACCGUGAACUCGAACCAAAUGUUCAUGUUCAAGAGCAAUGGAGGCAACGUGACCGAAGUAACUCUGCAGAACUUCAUCGGCCAUGAGAAUGCCUACUCCCUCUACAUAGACGCAUACUGGUCAUCCAUAAGCGCAGCUGCAGGAGACGGAGUCCUGUACAAUUCCAUCACAUUCAGCAACUGGAAGGGAACCUGCGCGAAUGGCGCUACUCGCGCCCCACUAUACGUCUUGUGUCCAUCAACUCAGCCGUGCACAAACAUUAUCAUUGAAGACUUCGCCAUGUGGACAGAGUCUGGAAGCACAGAGUACUACAAGUGCGCGGAUGCUUGGGGCUCGGGUUACUGUCUAGAGGGAGGAUCUGCACAUACCGCGUACGGUACAGUCACCUCGACGUUGACAGCUGCACCAUCGGGAUACUCGGCGACGACGAUGCCUAAUCAGCUUACCGCUGGAUUCGGACUUAGCACGUCGAUUCCAAUCCCAACCGUUCCGAACACUUUCUUCCCAGGUGCUACGCCAGCCACUGCUAGGGUGUACGGUAGUUAG